Populus nigra (black poplar) is the source of this 4110-nucleotide messenger RNA. RefSeq lists its product as uncharacterized. The transcript has 7 exons. Lineage: Eukaryota; Viridiplantae; Streptophyta; Magnoliopsida; Malpighiales; Salicaceae. The record is from RefSeq and is a predicted model, not a curated record. Bases 1 to 4110 code for a protein of 1369 amino acids.
AUGGAACAACCACACUCUCAGCCUACUACUCAGCCACCAACCAUACCUAAUGACCCUACAUCCACAGCACAGCCCAACCCGGAUUGUUCUCCAAUAUUACAGAGCAAUCCUGACCCUAUUGCACUAAAUACUCUUCUCUUCCAACCUUUGGAUACCACAACAUGUAUGGAAAGCAAAAUGGCAUCAUUACAGAGCCAAAGUGAUGCCUCUUCGGCAAUUGAAGUCUCAGCUGAAACUUCCACAACAUCGGUCCCUCCUAGUGAAAGCCAUGAUGAUUCCCCUACUCCUUCUCCGAAAACUGUCAGGAAGAAGAAAGGAGGAAGGAAGCGUAAAGAGGUCAAAGCAAUACACCACCAACAUUACCUCUUCUACGGUUCUACCAGUUGCCGUAUCUUUGUCGGCUGGAAUCUUCAUAAACUCUCCCUCACCCAUCUCACCUCCUCUUCCCAAUGGCUCACUUGUGAAAUCACUACUCCUUCCUCUCCUUCCACCAUUCGACUCACUUUUGUCUACGACCAUAACACCCCAGCUGAACGCCGAACGCUUUGGACCUACCUCUCUCAGGAAAGCUCCCAAAACACAUGCACCCCAUGGAUAGUUAUUAGUGACUUUAAUGCCAUCAUGCAUGCCAGUGAUCGGACAGGUGGGGAUACCAACUGGUACUCUCAUUUGGAUGAUUUUCCAAACUGCAUUAAUCAGGCAGAGCUUCUUCAGGUUCCUUAUACAGGGAUAAAAUAUUCAUGGCACAAUGGCCAGCAUGGUGCACAUACAAUCCAGAAAAAAUUGGAUUGGAUUUUUGGUAACUCUAACUUGUUUUCUAGUUUUCCUGCAGCUCACGCUAUCUUCAUGCCUACGCACAUUUCUGAUCACAGUGCCAUGCUCUUGAGCCUACAUUCCCCUGAUACUCAUCAACAACGACAUUCACCAUUCAAGUUCUUGAAUGCUUGGACAGAAAGAGAAGACUUCUCUUCUGUUGUUAGCAAUUUAUGGUCCACACUAGUCACUGGUAAUCCCAUGUACCAGCUCACAACUAAGCUACGACUCUUAAAGAAAGAACUUAGACAGUUUCAUCGCCAACAUACCACCCACAUCAGCAGUCGGGUUGCCCAGGCCAAAAUUGCAUGGUUUGAUGCUCAAGCUUUCUUGGAUUGUAAUCCAACGUCCGCUGCAGCUAACAUUAGUGAAAGAUCCUCUGCAAAACGUUUCAUGCAAUUAUGUAAAGAUGAAGAGUCUAUUCUUAAGCAGCGAUCCAAAGUUCACUGGCUUCAGCUUGGAGACAAAAACACAAAGUUUUUUCACAAUUCUUUGCUGCACCGUCAAGUUCGAAAUCGAGUCCACAGUUUGCAGGAUGAUGCCGGUCAUGUAUUCACUGAUCCUCAGGGGAUGGGAAAGCUUGCAUCUACUUAUUAUGAGAACCUCUUAACAGCCCCCCAACCACCUAUCCAUGGAGAUGCCAUGCAUGCCUUCACCAAUCGAAUUUCAGACGAGUCACAUUCAUCAUUGUUCCUUCCUAUUACUGAUGAUGAAAUCAAAUCUGCGUUAUUCUCCAUUCCUGACAACAAAUCACCAGGUCCUGAUGGUUACAAUGCAUUCUUCUUCAAGUAUUUCUUCACCACCAGUUCUAUGCCUCGCUGUGUUAAUGCCACCCGCAUUGCACUAGUCCCUAAAGUAGAGAAUCCAUCAUGCAUGCCUGACUAUCGGCCAAUCUCUUGUUGCAAUGUUUUGUACAAAUGCAUUUCCAAGGUUCUUGAACUCAUGCAUAAUUCUCAUCUACAAAGUGGCCCGCCACGAUGUGCCAUCAAAGUUGACCUACAGAAAGCAUUUGAUACGGUGAGGUGGGACUUUAUAUUAGCAGGAUUAGAGGCUAUUGGUAUUCCCCACCAUAUGAUAAACUGGAUCCAUAUUUGCAUCUCCACGGCACAUUAUACUGUCAAUCUUAAUGGUGCACUCCAUGGCUUCUUCUCUGCAACUAGGGGUAUUCGCCAAGGAGAUCCUCUAUCCCCUUAUCUAUUUGUCCUGGCAAUGGAAGACGAUCUCAUGCUUUACUGCCAUGCCGAUACGGAGUCGGUGGGCAUCAUAAAACAUUGUAUGGACAACUUUUCCAAUCUCUCAGGCCUCAACAUCAACCAUGCAAAAAGCUCUUUAUACUUGUCUGGCGUUGAUGGGGAACUCAAAACCAGUAUAUGCAACCAGCUUGGAAUCCAGCCGGACACUCUUCCUGUAAGGUAUCUUGGUGUUCCACUCAUAUCAACAAGGCUCACACAUGCAGACUGCGUUCCACUGGUUGAACGCAUCUUUUCUAGAAUCAAGCUAUGGACAUCCACUUCUCUCACCUAUGCUGGCCGGCUUCAGCUCAUUAAGGCUGUUCUGUUUUCCAUCCAAGUGUACUGGUCUUCUUUGUUCAUCCUCCCACGUAUGACUAUCAGGAAAAUAGAAGGUAUCUUCUCAGCAUUCUUGUGGAGAGGCACCUCUCUAACUCAUACUGGAGCUAAGGUUGCUUGGCACUCUAUUUGUUUUCCUUUACGAGAAGGCGGUCUAGGCAUCAAAAGUCUCAAAACAUGGAAUGCAGCGGCUACUAUGAAACAUAUAUGGCAUCUACUGGUUGACAAGGAAUCGGUCUGGACAGUUUGGGUCAACACUAUUCUUCUUCGCAAUCGAUCGUUGUGGCACAUCAACAUCCCUUCCAAUCCUUCAUGGUCCUGGCGAAAGAUCCUACAAGCUAGGGAACAAUGCAGAGGCUGGUUUUUAUCUUGCAUAGGCAAUGGUCUCUCAACUUCACUUUGGUAUGACUACUGGCUACCGGAAGGGAAAAGAAUCAUUGAUGUAAUUUCAUUACGGAGGCUUACUUCUACUGGCCUAGCUUGGAAUGCAAGAGUUUCGGACAUUAUACAGGGCAGCCACUGGGUAUUCCCAACAAACAUACCGGAGCUUCAAUCAAUAUGGGCUGCCAUCUCCUUCCAUCCUCAUCCAACACGAGAAGAUCAAUGUGUAUGGACAGGCCAUCAUUCUGGUGACUUUUCAAUUCACUCUGCAUGGGAUAUGCUUCGGGAUCACGGACCAGCAAACUUCAUGCAUCACCUUCUUUGGUUUAAAGGACAUGUUCCUCGUCAGUCCUUUAUUUUGUGGUUAGCAAGUCUUGGCCGGCUACGUACCAUGGACAGAUUACAUGGAGUAGUAACAGAUCCCACUUGUGUCCUGUGUAACCUACAAGAAGAAAAUCAUGACCAUCUCUUCUUUGCCUGCACUUAUACCAGUUCGGUAUGGGGGGCUGUGUGUAACAGAGUUCAUAUAUAUUGGCCAUGUCUACCAUGGGAGCACUUUCUUCAAUGGGCAGCAUCAUACUACAAGAAGAAGACUGACUUUGAUCACAUAAUAGCUAGCCUUCUUCUGUCCACAACUGUUUACUUCCUAUGGCAUGAAAGGACUAAACGUGUUUUCACAAAUACUGCUCAAACAUACCAGGUGACGGCUGAGGCGAUAUACCAACAGGUUAGAACACAAAUAGCAAACAUGGACCAUAUAGGUAUUAUCCCAGUGCAGACGCUUGCAAUAUGGAACCUGCACGACGAACAAGAGCUGCAAAUAGCUACUGUUAUAGCUACUGUUAUGUUUUUAGCUAAAGUUUCUUGGGGAUUGCCCCUCGCUCAUAACCCCUCCUCAGGGUCCUGGGCUGAGAGAGUCAGAGUAACGGACACCACCACAAGGUUCUCUUUGGACCCUAUCCCCAGGCAAUCUUGUGGAACCCGACUCAGUAUACCUGAAGAGCUUCUAACAGAUUCUUCAGAAAAAUGGACAAGGUGCAUGGUCGGUUUCUGCCCUAGAUUCAAAAUGAAUUACCACACUGUCAAUAUGAUUGCUACUAGAGCCUGGAAGAAUCAUGGGUUAGAGAACGUUAUGACUACAGCGGGUGGUUUCAUGAUUUUCAUAUUUAACACUGAAGCAGCCAUGCAUGACGUUUUGGAGAAGGGUCCUUGGAUGUUUGGGGAAAAGCAAUCAUCUUGCAGCAAUGGCACCCCCAUUUUGUCUUUGAUAAGAACAAGAUAUCCAAACUACCAGUUUGGAUACGAUUACAUGGUCUACCAUUUCCACUCUGGUCUAAGGCCGGUCUAA